Molecule: messenger RNA, 6727 nt
Organism: Trichosurus vulpecula (common brushtail)
Lineage: Eukaryota; Metazoa; Chordata; Mammalia; Diprotodontia; Phalangeridae
Gene: CLIP1
Product: CAP-Gly domain containing linker protein 1
Exons: 28
Coding region: 370-4698 (1442 amino acids)
Biological process (GO): cytoplasmic microtubule organization; positive regulation of microtubule polymerization
Cellular component (GO): nucleus; cytoplasm; microtubule plus-end
Molecular function (GO): microtubule plus-end binding
Source: RefSeq, a predicted model, not a curated record
GCGUUCCUCGGUCCCCCGCCCCGCCGGAGCUGAGACUUCGCUGGAGGCGCGAGGAGGAGGCGGCUGCGCCUCGGCUGCUGCUGCAGUGACUGACUGACUGACUGAGCGAGCGAGGGAGCGAGCGGCCGGCGGCUGAGGCGGCGCCUGAGUCUGGGGAGGGAGGCACGGCGGCUGCGGCUGCUGGAGAGGAGCUCGGCCCGACAGGUGGCGGCGGCGUUGGCGGCGAGGACCCGUGUCGAGCCGGCGCGUCCAGUCCCGGUUUAACUUAAAGACUGACUUCAGCAUAGGAGCGCCUACGUUUGUAUCAAUGGUUGGGAAAAGAUAGUGACCAGAAGCAAAGGGGAAAAACAUCUCGGUGUAAUAAGGAAGAUGAGUAUGCUAAAACCAAGUGGGCUUAAGGCCCCUACUAAGAUCAGUAAGCCUGGAUCUACUGCCUUGAAGACACCUGCUGCUGCUCCAGCUCCAGUAGAAAAGGCAAUAUCCAUUGAUAAAACAUCAAGUACGCCAUCCCCUGAGACUCAUGAAGAGUUUGUAGAUGACUUUCGAGUUGGGGAACGUGUUUGGGUGAAUGGCAACAAGCCUGGAUUCAUCCAGUUCCUUGGAGAAACACAGUUUGCACCAGGCCAGUGGGCUGGAAUUGUGUUGGAUGAACCAAUUGGCAAGAAUGAUGGAUCAGUGGCAGGAGUUCGGUAUUUCCAGUGUGAACCUUUAAAGGGCAUUUUUACAAGGCCUUCAAAGCUGACAAGGAAAGUGCUGACAGAAGAUGAAGCCAAUGGCACGCAGGCUGCUCCUGCUUCCAGAGCCACAUCCCCUCUCUCCACUCCCGUGAUCAGCAGCAUGGCAUCCUCAUCUCCAGCUGCACCUUCCCCAUCCAGUAUACCCCAUAAAGUUUCCCAGCCCAUAGCUAAGGAAUCUACUACUGCUCAGGUCAGCAACCUCACCAAAACAGCUAGUGAAUCCAUCUCCAACCUUUCAGAAGCUGGGUCCAUGAAGAAAGGAGAAAGGGAGCUGAAAAUUAGUGAUCGAGUCUUGGUUGGUGGCACAAAAGCUGGGGUAGUACGAUUUCUUGGGGAGACAGACUUUGCCAAAGGAGAAUGGUGUGGUGUGGAGUUGGAUGAACCUCUUGGAAAGAAUGAUGGAGCAGUUGCUGGAACAAGGUAUUUUCAGUGUCAACCCAAAUAUGGUUUGUUUGCUCCUGUCCACAAAGUGACAAAGAUUGGCUUCCCUUCUACAACACCAGCCAAAGCCAAGGCUGCCGCUGUGAGGAAAGUGAUGGCCACCCCAGGCAACCUGAAGCGUAGCCCUUCGGCCUCCUCUCUCAGCUCCCUGAGUUCUGUAGCCUCCUCCGUAAGCAGCAAGCCCAGUCGUACAGGAUUAUUGACUGAAACUUCUUCAAGAUAUGCCAGGAAGAUCUCCGGCACCACUGCCCUCCAAGAGGCUCUGAAGGAGAAGCAGCAGCACAUCGAACAGCUGCUGGCUGAGAGGGACCUAGAGAGGGCGGAGGUGGCAAAAGCAACAAGCCAUGUGGGGGAAAUAGAGCAGGAACUAGCUCUGGCUCGGGAUGGACAUGAUCAGCAUGUCCUGGAAAUGGAAGCAAAGAUGGACCAGCUGCGAGCUAUGGUGGAAGCUGCUGACAGGGAGAAAGUGGAACUUCUCAACCAACUCGAGGAAGAGAAAAGGAAGGUUGAAGACCUUCAGUUCAGAGUGGAGGAGGAAUCUAUUACCAAAGGCGAUCUUGAGCUAAAGAGCCAGAUAUCUGAAGAUCCUGAGCAUACGCAGACCAAACUGGAGCAUGCCCGCAUUAAGGAGCUUGAACAAAGCCUGCUCUUUGAAAAGACCAAAGCUGACAAACUCCAGAGGGAGUUAGAAGACACUAGGGUGGCUACAGUUUCAGAAAAGUCUCGUAUUAUGGAACUAGAGAGAGACUUAACAUUAAGAAUACAGGAAGUAGCUGAGCUUCGAAGAAGUUUGGAGUCCAGUAAACCAGCUGGUGAUGUGGACACUUCACUCUCCCUUUUGCAAGAGAUAAGCUCUUUGCAGGAAAAAUUAGAAGCCAUGCAUAUUGACCACCAACAUGAAAUAAUUUCUCUAAAGGAACAUUUUGGAGCCACAGAAGAAAGUCAUCAAAAGGAGGUGAAGGCACUCCAUGCAGCAUCUGAAAAACUCUCAAAGGAGAAUGAGUCUUUGAAAAGCAAGCUUGAUCACGCUAACAAGGAGAACUCUGAGGUGAUAGCUCUGUGGAAAUCAAAACUAGAAUCUGCCAUUGCUUCCCAUCAACAGGCAAUGGAAGAGCUUAAAGUUUCAUUUAGCAAAAGUGUUGGGACUGAGACAGCGGAAUUUGCUGAGCUGAAGACACAGAUUGAAAAAUUGAAACUAGACUAUCAGGAUGAAAUAGAGACUUUGAAAUGCCAACAAGACUCUGAACGGUCUGCUCAUGCUAAAGAGAUGGAAAUCCUGAAGACUAAACUGAUGAAAAUCAUUAAAGAAAAGGAGCAGGGUUUAGAAGGCCUCAAACUCCAAAUGGAAAAAGCGGAAGACCAACAUCUAGUAGAGAUGGAAGACACAUUAAACAAAUUGCAGGAAGCGGAAAUAAAGGUAAAAGAGCUAAAGGUACUGCAAGCCAAAUACAAUGAACAAACCGAGGUUAUUGAUAAUAUUACAACCCAGCUCAAGGCUACCGAAGAAAAACUCUUGGACCUUGAUGCCCUUUGGAAAGCCAAUUCCGAAGGUAAAUUGGAAGUGCAAAAACUUAGCCAGCAGCUUGAGGCAGCUGAGAAACAGAUUAAAAGUUUAGAGAUGGAAAAAAUUGCCACAAAUGGCAAGGCUAGUAACAUAACAAAAGAACUACAGGGGAAAGAGUUAAAGCUCAUUAAUCUUCAGAAAAAUUUGAGUGAAGUGAGUCAAGUGAAAGAUGAUUUGGAAAAAGAGCUUCAGAUUUUGAAAAAAAAGUUUGCAGAUGCUUCAGAGGAAUCCGUGGCUAUUCAACAGAAAAUGCAAGAAACGCUAAAUAAACUACACCAAAAAGAAGAACAGUUUAGUGCUCUGUCUUCUGAUCUGAAGAAAUUGAAAUAUAAUUUGUCAGAUAUGGAAGAGAAAUUUAAAGAGAAGGAUGAAAGAGAACAGCAGUUAAUGGAAGCAAAGGAAAAACUAGAAAGUGAAAUUGUGGAAAUCAUGAAGAUGUCGGGAGAUAAUUCUUCCCAGUUGACAAGAAUGAAUGAAGAACUUAGGCUGAAAGAUAAAUUUGUGGAAGAAUUACAGCUCCGGCUUUCGAAGGCAAAUGAUGAAGCAGCUUUUCUGCAGAAAAGCAUUGGUGAGGCAACUCUGAAAGCUGAACAGGAUCAGCAGAAUGUAAUUGCAAAGCAUGAGGAAGAAAAGAGGGAAUUACAGAAGAAAGUGUUAGAUCUGGAAAGGCAAAUUGAGGUAAGCCACAGCCAGUGCAAGGACCUCCAGGAGAGACAUGAAAAAGCCGAUUCUGAGACAAUCACACAACAUGAAGCAGCUCUGUACAGUCUGAAGAAAGCUCUUCAGGAUACUGAGGGAACCCUGAAAGAGGCCCAAAAGAAGAACAGUGAUUUACUGAAGGAGAUGGAAGAACUGAAAAAGCAAGCUGACAAAGCCAGAGUUGCUCAAACAGCAGAAGAUGCUAUGCAGCUAAUGGAACAGAUGACCAAAGAGAAAACUGAGACUCUUGCUUCCUUGGAGGAUACCAGGCAAACAAAUGAAAAACUGAAAAAUGAAUUGGAUGCACUUAAAGAAAACAACUCUAAAAAUGUUGAAGAAUUGAACAAAUCAAAGGAACGUCUCACAGUAGAGAACCAAAAAAUGGAGGAGUUCAGGAAAGAAAUAGAAGCCUUGAAGCAGGCAGCAGCUUGGAAGUCCCAACAGCUCUCAGCGUUGCAGGAGGAGAACCUCAAACUUGCUGAGGAGCUGGGAAGAAGCAGAGAGGAGGUCACGAGUCAUCAAAAGUUGGAGGGCGAGAGAUCUGUACUCAAUAACCAGCUGUUAGAGAUGAAAAAGAGCUUGCCCAGUAACACUUUAAGAGAAUCCGUGUACAAAACAGACACUGAUGAAGAGAGAGCUUCCUUACAGAAAUCCAUCAGUAUUACUAGUGCCUUGCUCACAGAAAAGGACGCAGAACUGGAAAAACUCAGAAAUGAGGUCACAGUGCUCCGGGGAGAAAAUGCUUCUGCCAAGUCUUUACAUUCAGUUGUUCAGUCAUUAGAAUCGGAUAAGGUGAAACUGGAACUGAAGGUGAAGAACCUGGAGCUGAAACUUAAAGAAAACAAGAGGCAGCUGAGCGGUUUUGGAGGUAAUUCUGAAGAGGAAGAAAGAGCUCAAGAGAGUCAGCAAAUGAUUGAUUUCCUUAAUUCGGUCAUAGUGGAUCUUCAGAGGAAAAAUCAAGACUUAAAGAUGAAGGUAGAAAUGAUGUCAGAAGCUGCUCUCAAUGGGAAUGACCUGAAUAACUAUGACAGUGAUGACCAGGAGAAGCAGUUAAAGAAGAAACCUCGCCUUUUCUGUGACAUUUGUGACUGCUUUGACCUACAUGACACUGAGGACUGUCCCACCCAGACCCAGGUGUCGGAGGAUCCUCCCCAUUCCACACACCACGGCAGCCGGAGUGAAGAGCGCCCCUACUGUGAGAUCUGUGAGAUGUUUGGGCACUGGGCAACCAAUUGUAAUGACGAUGAGACUUUCUAAUGCCCCCCAUGCCAGGAAUGUUAUCUUUUUUAGACGCACACACACUUGGACAGCGUAACACCAGCAUUUGUGUGUGCAGACUUCAGGAAGAUUCACAUUAUUUUUUGACCCCUUUCAACAAAUCUUUUAAAAAAAUAUUUUGAUCUUCCAUGAGCAGACCUUUUUAUUCUUUCUUCAAGCUAAAGUUGAAAUAAUAAAUAGGUGAGUUGUCACCUUAUUUGUCUUCUUUAUGUGUUUGAUAUUUAAUAAGACAUUUGCACCAGAUGCCAUUAUGUUAAUUAUCCAUAGGGAAACCUCAUGGAGCAGAGAACUAUCCUUAUGUUAUCUUAUUUAAAUAAAAUUUAAAAUUAUGCUGUUAAUUUUCAUAUUUGCACUAAAAAGUUUCAAGGCUGCAUUUGUACAUUUAGAUUUUUUUUUAAAUAGCUUUGACACUGGAAUGAGUUGAUAAAGUGUUCCAUCUUACAUUUUCAUCUACUCAUUUAAAAUGUUUUCUUCUUGAUCAAAGAAUUUAUGAGCUCUAUGUGCUGCGCUACCUGGAUGUCAGUAGUGCCUUUAUUUCAGGCUUGAUAUGUUGUGUAAUUAUAAAAUCAUGAAGCAGGUAAAGGGAAGUGAGGACCCCUCGGAGUUGCUGUAGGGACAACUUAUGACCUGGAGGCUGCGUACUUACUAUUCUUCCUGGGAUUUUUGUUUUUUCUUUUCAUUUUUGCAUAAUCUCAGCUUCUAUAUAUUGUGUGUAUAUAUAUUUUUUAAAAUCUCUAUUUUUUGGGAAAAAAACAUACAGGAAGUUUUGUUUUCAGGUUUUUAACUUCAUUAAAGCAAAAAAAAUUUUUUUAGAUCUCUUCUGUUCAUUACAACAUACCUGCCUAACCCAGAAAAAGCACCACAUGGCUUUGCAACUAUGAAGGUUUUUUUAUUUGGCUCUUUUAAGAACCUGUACAUUGGUGGAUUCUUUUUUUUUCCCUAGAAAUUCAUUCCUCCCUCUCUCCCGUGGCCGUUUUCCCCAGCAGCCGAUUACUUAAUGAAGCAAAAUCUCAAUAAGAACUAAAACACUUAGGUUAACCAAUUUUUAGUCUUUCUUCCUGCUCCUUCCCUUUCUGUUUUCUCUGGUUUACUAUAUUUUUAGAUGAAUGUAAGUUGGGAAAUUCAACGUGAAUAAUUUUGGAUUUUCUUGUAGGAAAAAUAAAAUAUAAGACCUCAUCCAACAGAACAGUUUCUGAAACAGUUCAAAUUAUUUAUCUCCUCUUGAAUGUCUCUUAGAAUAUGUAAAGAAAUAAAUAUACUGUGUCUUCUAUUCAGUGUGUACAAUAUGGGCUUACUCUUCUUCUAUAAUUGUAUAUAUAUCUUUGAUGUAUUCUCCUUCCUCCCAAGAUUAUAAACUGCAUAUUUGGCACAUGAAUAUAUUUUUAAAGAAGAAAAACCACUUCUGUAAUCAUCUGAAAGUCUGGGUUACAGGUGUAUGAUAAUAGGAAUUGUUCUAAGAAGCUAAACAUGUAAAGCAGUAUUAAAUGUUGGACAACUUGAGUGUUCUGUAUCGACUUUAAUAAAGGAUUAUUCUUUUGUUGGUGGUGGUAAAUCUGGGUUACUCUGGGAGUGGUUCUGGCUCCUGUCAUACCAAAUUUUUUUUAAAGCAGUUAUUAGGCCAGUGUGGCAACUUGUUCCACCAGGGCUUCUCCAUACGUUACUAAAGAACCUUCAGAAAUUGCUGUGGCUGAAAAUCUGCUCCUCAGAAUACAAAUAUGUCUUCAUUCCAUCACUGGUCCCAAACCUGAAACCUUUCCAGCGUGGUAGAACCUGCCCUGAAUUGUGAUCUGCAAGUACAGUGUUCCUUCACAUGGGCAUCCUAGAAUCCCAGAAUUCGAGACUGGGAAGGGACCUCAGCAGCAUCUAGUCCAACCCCUGCUCUGGCACUUGUCCUCCCUCUGCUUAAGACCUAUACCACCUCCCAGGGCAGCCCCAUUGCACUUUUGGACAGCACUAAUUGUAAGUAAGUUUUUCUUAUCUGGAAUAAACUGACCUUUUUGCAACUUCA